This is a messenger RNA of Drosophila subobscura, 1098 nucleotides long. Its product is annotated as kelch-like protein 7. The record is from RefSeq and is a predicted model, not a curated record. Gene Ontology annotation, molecular function: protein binding. The transcript has a single exon. The coding region runs from base 1 to 1098 and encodes 365 amino acids. NCBI's taxonomy places the organism in Eukaryota, Metazoa, Arthropoda, Insecta, Diptera, Drosophilidae.
AUGAAUGAAGAUAAUGAAUUGAGUGAAGAGUCAGUGCAGGAAAGGGAACCUGAUGAUUCGACGCCCAUUCCCGCUUUUUCGCUGAGGGACAUGGGCUACCGUGAACCAAAAGAGGGAAUUGACCAGAAAUUGUGUUCCAGAAAUGAGUACAAAGAGCACAUAAUUCGUGGCAUGAAUCGGAUAAUUAGCCAGCAACAGAAAACGGACAUCGCGGUCUAUGUUCGGGGAUACAAAUUCGUCUGCCACCUUUGCGUGCUUAAGACCUGCACGGAAUUUGCUAAGAAUCUGCACUUUCCUAAUAGUUUGAUUAUAGCUCAUGAGGAUGUCACACCCACGGGUUUCCAGCUGGCCUACGAAUGGAUGAUCCACAAGGAUUCUACGCUAAAACGCAAAGAUAUUGUCGAGCUGUACUUGGCAGCGGAGUACAUGAAUGUGCCGGAUCUGUUGGAUCAUGUGUGGCAUCUUUUCAACGAGAAGAAACUUGUCAAUGAUGCCAUGGCCUUCCAGAUUUACCUGGAGUGCCUGCCCCACAGGAGGAGCAUGUUGCAGGACUUGAUGCUGCGCCGCGUGCAUCGCUUUUUCCUCAUGGCAGUCACCACAGAGGAGUACCUGCAGCUGGAGCUUAAAAAUGUCUCCGAAAUGCUGAGCCACAGCAACAUGUGUGUCAACUCUGAGCUGGAGAUCUACUACAGUGCCGUGCGAUGGCUUCAUCACGAUUGGCCACAGCGCAAGACGCAUGCCCCGCGGAUCAUGGGAGUGGUCCACUUGCACCUACUGCCCUUUCAGUGCAUCAAUUCGAUCAGAGAGGAGCUGCCGGAGCUGCACAACAUUCCCGAAGUUCAGAGACUGAUCAAUGACGCACUUGCUAGAGAAAAAACCCGGCGGGCAGCGAGUCUGCGUCAAUGGGUUUACGAUAGUCAAAUCCCCCACCAUCACAGCUGCGUCUGUCCCAAGUGGCGGUGCCUUGACCUGGCGGGGUUCGACCAAUAUUUGGAGCUAAUCAUAGCCGCUGGACCGAACUAUUCCCAGUCUCUAAGGUACUUGCGAGGCGGCUACACGAUGCCCUGCUGUCGAAGUGCAUUGCUAAGAAAAUCUUGA